Messenger RNA from Neoarius graeffei (lesser salmon catfish), 2247 nucleotides. Its product is annotated as AT-rich interactive domain-containing protein 3B-like. The coding region runs from base 170 to 1942 and encodes 590 amino acids. Gene Ontology annotation, biological process: regulation of transcription by RNA polymerase II. The record is from RefSeq and is a predicted model, not a curated record. Gene Ontology annotation, cellular component: nucleus. Lineage: Eukaryota; Metazoa; Chordata; Actinopteri; Siluriformes; Ariidae. Gene Ontology annotation, molecular function: DNA binding. The transcript is spliced from 9 exons.
GGAGGUUUAUAUCAGAUCACUGGGUUCUGCUGUGUUCAACUGGUUUGUUUUGGGCUCCUGAGUGGAAUUCAUUACCUGUUUACUUGUUAGUUAGUGUUUAGUUGUUUGUAAAUAAUUAUUUAUCCAGGUCAGCUGAUCAGUUGCAUGCGCGAGCGUGGAAGGGAAAGGGAUGGUGGACAACUCCAACAGCACCAAGACUCAAAUGGAGAGCAGUUUAGGAGGCAGUGUUUACCCUCAGGGAGGUGCCGCGGGGGUGAAGCUCGAAGCUGUGAUGGAGCAUUUGCAGCGGCAGCAGCAGGCACGUUUGGAGAUGGAGCGUAAGGAGCGGCGCCUCCGUGACGCUCAUCUGAUGUACGCUCAGCAAGUGGCCGCCCAACACGCCAUCCUAGCAGCUGCCCGAGCCUCCGCUCUGGGCAACAGCGGGAAAGCCCAGGUGCACAGGGUUGCCCUGGAGAGACCGGAAGAAGUCGGACGGGACAGGGACUCGGGCGAUGACGAAGAUGACGAUAAUGGUGACGAAGAGGAACCGAUGGCUGACGAAGGCAGCGAAGAGGACGAGGACGAAGGCCCGGUGAGUGGGCUGGAGUAUUUGCGCAAGCAGACACUUGCGCUGCAGCAGAGCACCGUGACCACACAGUUUACAGGCUACGCUGCUGGAACCGCCGCAGGAACCAGGAUUCAGAGAGACGACUCCUCUCUCGUCAGGGUCAAACAGGAGCCCGAGGAUGAUCUUUCACCUGCUGGACCGCAAACAGCUACGUCUCCAAACAGACCGGCCGACUGGGGCUACGACGAACACUUCAAACAGAAUGGCAGUGGUGUGUGGGGAGAGGAAUCGGACAGUAACAGAUCGAGAGGAGAGGCAUCCAGAGACUUUGCCAAGUUGUAUGAGCUGGACAGUGACCCCAACAGGAAAGAGUUUCUGGAUGAUCUCUUCACCUUCAUGCAGAAAAGAGGAACCCCAGUGAACCGAAUCCCCAUCAUGGCCAAGCAGGUGCUGGAUCUCUACAUGCUCUACAAGCUGGUGACGGAGAAAGGAGGCCUGGUGGAGGUCAUCAACAAGAAAAUCUGGAGGGAAAUCACCAAGGGCCUGAACUUACCCACGUCCAUCACCAGCGCCGCCUUCACACUCCGUACACAGUAUAUGAAGUACCUGUACCCGUACGAGUGUGCACGCAAAGGCUUGAGCUCUCCCAGUGAGCUGCAGGCCGCCAUUGACAGCAACCGCCGUGAGGGACGUCGCCCCAGCUACAGCAGCAGCCUGUUCCGCUUUAGCUCCUCCCCUAGCUCCGUCCCCCACAUUCUGUCCCCUCCCAAAAUGCACCUGGCUGCUUUGGGUGCCGGCGCUUCAGUGGCGCUGAACGGCCUGCAGGUGGCAUCAGGCUCCUCACUCAAGGCUCUGGAAGAUGCUGCCCCGUCUCUGCUGGCGGCUCGCUCCCCGGCCGUAGCUCUGGCUCUGGGGCCGCAGCAGGUGGCAGGACUGGCUCGGGCAGCCACGCUGGAGCAGCUGAGGGAAAAGCUGGAGACUGGUACAGGACUCGGAGUGUCUGAGGGACCGGAGAGGAAGAUGGCACGUCUGGCUGAGGAGCAGCAGAGACUCAUGCAGCAGGCACUUCAACACAACCUGCUAGCCAUGGCAUCACACAUGCCCAUGAACCUGCGCGUGGGUCUGACACCCAGAGAUGAUAAGCAUGAUCUGGCCUUGAGCAUUUCCUCCACAGGGUCAGCCAGCAUCAGCGUAUCUGUCGAGGUCAAUGGUGUCGUCUACUCAGGAACUCUCUUUGCUCAGAAGCCUGCGUCAGUUGCUGUGUCUUCUGCAGCCAGCGUGUCGUCCAUGACGGCCAACACCACUUUGACCUUCCCCAGCCACAGCCCCUCCUCCGCCUCCUCUUCCUCUAAAGGUCCCAGCUCAGCCGAGCCAUCCACCAGCGGCUCACCGUAACGGAGGACGAGUCCUCCUCUGCCCAGGCUUCUGCCUCCUCCAGGCCUCGGCACAACCGCAAUACACCUCGCACACACAGAUGCUUUGAAAAACCAGACUGUUACACAACCAGUACCUCAUUUAUAUUUCCUGUCAGCCUUGGCUAUUUAAUACACACAGAUAUGUACAAAAUACUUCUUCCCCAAACACUGUGCUAAAUCAAACGCUAAACACAAUCGGGACAUUCAGCCAAACUCAACUGACAGGUGUUCAUUUACAGAACUUGAAGAUUUUUAUUUAGGAGAAUUGCAAAAAAAAAAGAAGCU